CAUAAAGAAUUCGAUUUUAUGACCAAAUGGCUGUAUUGCCUAGCUUCAAAUAAAGUCCAGCCACCUCCUCUCCUUCAUAUGGUUUUCCUUGGGAAUUACAUCAACUGUGUUAAACAAACAAAGCCAACAACAAGCUUUAGAUUUGCUUCUUACUGAAACCAUGGCUGUAAAUCUAGAGACAGUUUUCAAGUCGGUACAAGAACUGGCAAAUAGCAAACAAGUUCCAGAAAAGUAUAUUCAUCCAGAAGGGCCAGUCAAUACCUCUCCUCCCCUGCUAGAUGUACCAGAAGUUGACCUUAGCCUUAUCAUAUCACCAACAUCCCCUGCUAGAGAUGAAGAGCUCAACAAACUUCAAUCCGGUCUCAAGUCUUGUGGCUGCUUCCAGGUCAUAAAUCACGGGAUAGAAGAUUCAUUUCUUGACAAAAUGCAUGAAAUCAGCAAACAGUUCUUUGCUCUUCCUACUGAGGAGAAACUUAAAUACGCCAGAACAGUUGAUGCUGAUGCCAUUGAAGGGUAUGGAAAUGAUUCAGUUCUUUCAGAAAAGCAAACGCUUGAUUGGACCGACAGAUUGUAUCUAAAUGUGUUCCCUGAAGAUAUAAGGAAACUCCAAUUCUGGCCCCAAAAACCUGAAUGUUUUAGGGAAGUAUUUGAAGAAUAUCUCAAGAAAUUGAAGUUGUUGAGUGAGUCCCUCCUAAAGGCCAUCGCAACGUCAUUGAAUGUGGAGGAGAACUGCUUUCUGGACCAGUGUGGAGAAUGCAGAACGAUGGUUGCAAGAUUCAACUUUUACCCUCCGUGUCCAAGGCCUGAUGUUGUACUUGGAGUGAAACCACAUGCUGAUGGAUCAGCCAUUACCAUCCUGUUACAAGACAAAGAAGUUGAGGGGCUUCAGGUUCUCAAAGAUGAUCAAUGGUUUAGAGUGCCUGUUGUCCCAUAUGGUUUCCUCAUUAAUGUUGGAGAUCAAGUUGAGAUAAUGAGCAAUGGCAUUUUUAAGAGCCCCCUGCACAGGGUGGUGACAAACGCACAACGAGAAAGAAACACUCUUGCUGUUUUCAUUAUGCCAGAUGCAGAUGUUGAGAUCGGACCAGUGGAGAAGCUUAUCAAUGAGGAAAGGCCGAGAGUGUACAAGAACGUUAAGAAUUAUGUUGAACUCUUCUUCCAAUACUAUCAGAAGGGGAGAAGACCAAUAGAAGCAGCAAUGAUAUGAUAAGAACUCCAUUAGCUGACAACAAAGAUGUCCCGUUCUUGCUUUUCCAUCCAACCCCUUCUGUCAGGCCCAGAAAACGACAACAAAAGAGAGAUGUUGGUUCCUUCUUCCUCUAUUUGUAUUUUUUACUAGCCAUGGUUGCCUCUUCUGUGCACGAAGAACUCAACUAGACAAUACCAUUGAAAUUUACCACCUGAAGCUGAAUGCAUUAAGAGCU
Messenger RNA from Lycium ferocissimum, 1421 nucleotides. Its product is annotated as flavonol synthase/flavanone 3-hydroxylase-like. The record is from RefSeq and is a predicted model, not a curated record. The transcript is spliced from 4 exons. Lineage: Eukaryota; Viridiplantae; Streptophyta; Magnoliopsida; Solanales; Solanaceae. The coding region runs from base 161 to 1204 and encodes 347 amino acids.